Messenger RNA from Aspergillus puulaauensis, 2655 nucleotides. RefSeq lists its product as uncharacterized. The coding region runs from base 1 to 2655 and encodes 884 amino acids. Lineage: Eukaryota; Fungi; Ascomycota; Eurotiomycetes; Eurotiales; Aspergillaceae. Gene Ontology annotation, molecular function: helicase activity. The record is from RefSeq and is a predicted model, not a curated record. The transcript is spliced from 3 exons.
AUGGAGGAAUUUCUAACUCCCACCGAUAUCACUAUCAGUAAGCCGAACAACAGCCCUGAUGAGUGGUCAACCCAUGUCGAGGAAAAUCCUGUUGAGCCAGAUGGUGUCAUCCAGGACACAAACACCACGGAGCCCGGCUACGAUUGGCGUGAAGCCGACGUGGCUCUAAUGUCUGAAAUCCCGUCCGGUCCAACUGAUUCCAUGGUUGAAGGAUGUGUCUUUAACACAGACAAGGAACUGAUCGAAUUUUCUCCUAGUCAAUUAGCGGCCGCAGAUUCCUAUAAGCCAACCUUGAUUGCCCUCGCCGACAAAAAGUCCGACGCUGUGAAAGACCUUUGCGGUACGCAGUGGCGCAAUGCACAAUUUUGCUGGAUUCGCGGCAAAGAUCCUCGAGACAACAGGCUCCUACCUGCGAUUUGGGCCGUCAAGAAAAAUGGUGUCAAUGUGAGAGCCCGAGUCCGAGGCGGGAAUGUUGCACGCGAGCUUGCCAUCGAGUUUUCCGUCUAUCAUCAGGGUGAACCUGUUCAUCGGGCAACCCUUGAGUUCGAUGCGUGUGCCAAGAAGGGCAAGAACAAACGGGCAGCAAGAUCCUACGACGAUGAAGGCGACGCAGAUAAUGCUGAUAGCUAUGUUGUCAUGCAAUUCACCACCGAGGGAGGGGUCAGCUACGGCCUCGACUACGAUGAGUCUUUCCUUACCGCCGAUGAUCGGAUGGUGUUGUCAUAUGCCCGACUACUCAGUAUGAACUUUCGUCCUUCUCCUGAGCAGAGGCUUCCUCCAACAACCGUGUGCCUUCGCAUUCACGCCAGCCACGUCUCAUACGAUGGCCCCGCGGCGCAGAACUCACAUGCCCACCGCCUGGCUGAUCGUAAUGACCGGGUUCAGAACCUCGUCUUCUCGCUGCACCAAGACGCCAACGGAGAGCCUUGGACCGGAAAAAUGUUCUGGGCGUACUGUUCUGGUCAAGGCAGGCUGCAGACCCAAUGGGGUGAGCUCGUCGGCCGAGAUGCUGUUGCGGAGCGUUGCGGAGGUUUGGUCGCCUUCCCAGCCAAGUCGUCGUUUUCCUGCCUCGAUCAUGCGAGAAUAACGCUCGUGUACGCGACAUGCCUCGAACACACACGUGAGGAGGAGAUCGCAGCAGCUAUCUCCUCCAGUCGCCACCGCAUCGCCUUCGUCAUCUCACAAAACCAAGUCCUUGGCCUCGCCAGGUUCAAUAUUCCGGAGAGUGCCGGAGUUGAAUACUGGGCGCCUCGCGAAGGGACAAAGCUCAAGCUAAGCUAUCACGCCCCUGGCACGAUGUCCACCCGAAAUACCGUCUGCACGGCAAUCUGCACGCCGAACAUUUACAGCCUGCCAUACUCCGGAGUCACUCUUUUCUACCUUCCCCGCGCGAACCCGCUUUACUAUCUCAAGUACGCAGUGAAUGUCGGAGAAAGACCCAGAUAUCUAUUCGCAAACGCUUUGAUCGAGAUACCGCGCAACGGUGCACAGCGGCAGGUCAGCGCCAUAAACCGCCUAUGUGCCGAGCCGCAUCUCAUGCGUUUCUCGGAGUACCUCCUCAACCAAAAGGUUGAAGCGCGGCGCCCCGUGAACCCCCUCGCUCCCUUGCAAUCCGACGAAGCCGAGGCCCUCAAUGUUAUCAAGGAAACAUUGUCUAUCCAGGAAUGGUCUGACUCACAGGCCAAGUGCAUCGAGAGCAUGAACAGCUUUCCCGGCCUUUUCCUCCUUAUACAGGGCUAUCCUGGCACUGGCAAGACGUCCACGAUCGUUGCCAUGGCGUCAAUAUACGUGACUUGCGGCGGCCACGUCCUAUUUACUGCACCCUCUCACGAUUCUGCGGACGCCAUCUGCGAGACCAUUGAAAAGUGGAACGCCGUCGGCAAUACCAACAAUGUCAGCUAUGUCCGCGUCUACCGACAAAUUUCGGAGACGAAGGCAUUCCGCCGACAUGGAAAAGUCUACGAAGAGUUUCGGGAACAAGAGUGCGCCAAAGCCCCUGGAGUCAGGUCUGUUGUAGCCAACGUGGUGAAGUGGUCUCUGUCGAAUGUUCUUGGCAGGGUCGUGAGCCUUUUUGCAAAAGACCCCAUCCCAACUCCGGAAGAAGUCGCCGAGCCAGCUGUCGAGGAGGAGCCUGAAUACACACCCGCGGCCACCCAAGAGUAUGCCGACGCUGACGCCGGGUUCAUCGAUGAGGACGAAGGUUUUGUACCCCAGACCAUCCCAUUGGCCGAUCAGCUGGCAAUGAGCGGCUUCCUCAAGGAACUUAAAAAACACAACGCCACCAAGGGCUACUGCAUGCCCGACCAAAGCCUCGAGGCACACGUAUUCCGGCUUGCUUACACUGAAGGCCGAACUGUGAUGGCAAAUUUCCCAACAGAGGAACAAAUCGAGGCCGCAAAUACCAGGUUCUGGGUUGAUAGCGUGGAGAACGGUGAGAUCAUUCCAGACGGGCCACCAGUUGAUAUGCUCGCCGUACUGAGACUGUAUGCCGACAUGCUGAAGGAGUACGCCUUCGGACGGCUCGAGGAAGGCUUCGCUUCUCAAGCGUUGCUUGCCUUCAAGCGCGUGUGCAAGGCGGUUAUCCGCGAAGCGACCACCAUUGUCUGCACGAAUAACACCGCCGGCAAUGCUCUCAUUUAUUCCAACUUCGGUUAG